GGUGAUUGUUCUGUUUUCUUGCCAGGGACAUUGGUCGUGUGAACUCUUGUAGGAGUCAGGAGCCCUGGCAGUUCUGCUGGAACAAUUUGUAUAGUGGGGGUGCUGAGAGCCAUUGAACCAAACUGUAAACCCUGGAUAUGAUGGAAAUUGCUUCAAGCUUGGGGGGCAACAGCACCCCUAGUUCCAGCACUUCUGUGCUCUGGACCCCAAGGCCUGCUUUGCACUAAGAUGUGUAGCCUCCUAGCAGCUAGUCAGGGAAGGGAACCAUGUUACAAUAAGCUCCUGUCCUGUUGAAAGGAAGCGAUCUGGCCACUACUCUCCACGUGCUCCAUAAUCACAGGAUGCCAGGGCCUGGGGCUUUGAGAAAAAAACACCAAGCAACCCAAGACUCCCAAGAAAAUUGUGAGAGUUGGCAACAUUGAGAAGUGCCCCGGGACAAUUAUCCUCAGCAUUUCUACAGCACAGGGCAUUUACUAAUUGAGAUGGGUAGGGAGUCACUGAGAGCCUGGGGUGUCCCCAACUGAGUCAUUAUUGUCCUGGCUUUAAUUUCUGACCCUCCUGAAUCUUGCCAAGUAAUCAACAGUUGCCACCUGCUCAAUGUCUCAUGUGGUCAGGUUAAUACUGCACUGCUGUAGUCUGGAGGCUCUUUGGGCAAUGGCAAUGGAGUGAGUUUUGUCCCAAUUAAUAACCUGCCCAAUGCUCGCUGCUGUUGCCUGAGCAGGUUGGUGAAUCACUGCAGCUGAUGUUGGCCAAAGUGAGCUAACAAGACCAUGUCAUUGGUAUAGUCAAGUUCUCAAAGCAGCAUGGAGUUCAGCUCCACACCACGGACAGCUGCCUCCUCAAGCGUAUCCCUCAGCCAGUCAAUGCUGAUACUCCUGUGGCAUGUGUUGUGUCUGUGUGGCUGGUUGGGGGCUAGCAGUGGUUAUUGCUAUGAGGAGUGGGGGUGGAGGCAGUGACUCUGUUAUCCACACCCCACACCCCAUUCCCCUGUCUCACCCCUUUCCCUUCUAUGAAUUUACCCUCCCCAGGGGUAAAUCAUGGCCCUGUGCUCCCUGCACCCACUCUCUGCAAUGUCCUAGAGGAGGCACCAAGCAUAGAGAACCUAGGGCCCAUCGGAUGGAAGGUGGGACACUGACCCCAAAGCAGAGGCACAUCAGGGCAAUUUCUGCCCCUGUGCACUUAAUGUCAUCCAACCAGAUGGGGUCAGAUCCUUCAGCAAACUGAGUCCCACCCGGUGCUGAUAAUGCCGUCCCACAGUCCAACUGCCUGCUUUCUUCUUCCGCAUCAUUUAAGUCACAGCUGUCAUUCCACAGGCUAUGUCACUCCAAACCCGGCUUAGCUUGUGCACAGGGCCCAGCCAAACUGAUCUAGCCAAUUGAAACCAACAGAAGUGUCCACAUGGUUUUGCACCAGUUUAACUAAAGUGGUUUUUAAGCUGAUUUAAUUUAAAUCAGGGCAAAUUUUGUGUGUGGACAAUGUCCAUCCUGGCUCUUGCACUGGUUCCCAUCACCCUAGUGUCUGAUCUUCCAAGGAGAGAGCUCAGAUGUUCUCUCAGACAAUCUGGGAAUGUGUGUGUGCUGCAAACCAGGGGAAAUGCAAACUUCAGAGCUCUUGUAGCAAAGCUGGGUGAGGCUGCAGCACACGUCACAAGAGCUGUUCUGUCUUGCACUGCAGCACCGGGGAGGCUGCUGUAACACAGAGCAGCCCCGUGGCCUUCCUAUGUUAUGCCAGGCCCCAUUUCAGCCCCACUGGCAGACUGGGAUCAGAAGGGCACAGAGAUGGCUGUGUUCCCCCUCAUUUGCUUUGGGUUGUUCUUCCUGGAGAUGCAGCAUGAGAAUUCACCCCGGAUUCCUCUCUGUUCUUCAGGACCAGGGGAGAAUCACUUCCAUCACAGAGCGGGGUGGAAAGGAAGGCUAGCCCAAGGGUUAAGAUGUGAGCCUGGAAUGUGGGAGACCUGGCUCUGCCACAGACUAUCUGUGUGACCUUGGUCAAAUCGCUUCAACUUUCCUGGUCUCAGCUCCCCACCUCUGAGCUGGAGAUGAUAAUAACCCUCCCCUUCCUUCCAGGGGUGCUUUGGGGACAGAUUGUGAGGGACUCAGAUACUAUGGGAGCUGUGAAAGUGCCUGAGACAGAAACUCCAAUGUCCGUAAUAGGGCGAGCUGGGUUGAGCCCCCUGAUGGGGAAGUGAGGUUCAUUGGGCAGGUGAAAAAUGACAUGAAUCCUAAGGGGUUGGGAAGCUUGAGCCCAGCCCCCACUGUGCUUCCUGCCCUUUGGAAACCCGACUCUGGCUGAACCAGUUUCUGAUGCGCUUUGGCUGAGUGCAGCCAACUUUAAGGAUUUUAAGACAAGCCUCAUGAUAUUUGGUGGGUUUCUUAAAGCCCCAGCUCCAGGGACCACGUGAAUCUCAGAAACAAAUGAUAAGUCACUUUCCAGCCCUUGCAGUUGAAGAGGAAAAGAUUGAAAAGGUCUUCCAGUUUUCAUCCUGACGUGAUCUCCCAGCUGGAACAAGAGGAAGAGCCGUUGGGUCCUGGAUCUCCCAAGGCUCUGAGGAAAGAGGGACCCUGAGAAACGUUCAUACAGUCCCCUUUCUGAGGUUGCCUCUCCCUGGCACAGGGGACGAUUCCUGUCUGGAUACUCCCUCUAUCCCGGCAGGUGAUGGGAUGGUGAGUGAAAACGAGGAGACGAAUCCUAAGCAGGAAAUCCCUGAGCAAGUGGAACCACAUGGGACAGCACUGGGACCAUCCAAAGGGAACAUUUCCUGGAGGGGUGAGCAGGAAGCAACCUGCGAGGGUCGGUGCGGGCUGGAGAGGCAGCAGGGAACCCCCCAGUGAAGAGACGAGGUAACUCCACUCAGAGAGGUUUGAAGGACCGCAGUGAAACCAUGCUCCAGCUUAGAACCCGCACUAAAGAGAAACCGUAUGAAUGUCCUGAGUGCGGGAGGAGCUUCACUCGCAACUCACACCUUAUUGUGCAUCACAGGAUCCACACAGGAGAGAGGCCCUAUGACUGCCUGGACUGUGAGAAGGGGUUCACUCAGGGUGCCGACCUGACGAAGCACCAGAGAACCCACACAGGAGAGAGACCCUAUCGCUGCCCUGAGUGCGGAAAACAGUUUGCCACUUUCUCCUCCCUUAUUUCACACCGGAGACUUCACACGGGAGAGAGACCCUACAAAUGCCCCGAGUGUGGGAAAAGCUUCAGUGCCAGCUCCAACCUUAUUGUGCACCAGAGAACCCACACUGGGCAGAGGCCCUGGACAUGCCCCGACUGUGAGAAAAGCUUCAGCGUGAGCUCCAACCUUAUCGCCCACCAGAGGAUCCACACGGGAGAGAGACCCUAUAAAUGCCCCGAGUGCGGGAAAGAGUUCACUCAGAGCUCCCACCUCAUUUCCCACCAAAGAAUUCACACGGGAGAGAGACCCUACGAAUGCCUCGAUUGUGGGAAGAGCGUCAGCGAGGGCUCAGACCUUACUAAGCACCAGAGGAUUCACACGGGAGAAAGACCCUAUAAAUGUCCUGAGUGUGGAGAAAGCUUCAGCCAGAGCUCCAGCCUGAUUAAACACCAGAGAGUCCACACCAGGAAAAAACCCCUAUAACUACCCUGAGUGCGGGAUAAGUUUCCAGCUGAGCUCCACCCUUAUUGCUCAUCAGAGAAUCCACGCAAGAGAGACUCUAUAAAUGUCCAUUCUGUGGGGAAGGCUGCAAGUGGAAGAUCUCUCUAAUGUCCCACUAGACACGCCACAGAGAAGGUGGCAGGAGCUCUCCCUGAAUGUAAUGAUUCUAUGCCCUGCUGACGCAACGUACAAACGUGCUUCAUUUCAGGAUGGUCUAGGUAGAGGGGGGCCAGGUGGAUGUUUUGGGUUUCAGUGUGGCCAGAGGAGGGAGCACUGGGUACUGGGGAGACGGGUUAUUUCAAGGUCUGCGUGGAGCAGGUGUUGAAAUUAGUGAGGAGACAUUUCUGCAGGGGCCACACACACUUGCCAGGUCAGAGAAGAGGUGAAGAUGCCCCAUUGCACUUUGCGUCCAUGUUGUCUCUGCAGCUCCCAAAGCCUCUCAGGGUGGGGGUGAGGGCAGGGGAUGCUGUUGUUAUAAUUAUUGGUGUCAUGGCCCAUGACCCUCUGCACCAGGCACUGUGCAAACAUGGAAUGAAAAGCCAGUCCCUGCCCCAAAGAGUUUACAAUCUAAGUGGAGAAACGGGACAACAGAUGGAGACGGACAGAUGGGGGGCGGGGAUCCAAGAAAGAAGACAGUAUUGGUAGCAUGACGGGUAGCAUGCUCAGCAUACCAGCACCCUAACCACUGUCAGGUUUUUUUGCAGGCCUCACAGCAAAGGAGAGUUUUAAGUUUUUCAGGGAAAGAGUGGGGGGCCCUGUGGGUCCAUAGUAUAAAGCAACAAGAGCUGCUGAUCCGAAGUGAGAGGAUGGACUCUUAAAUGCAGGGGCUGGAGACUGGGGAAUUCAAGGGGGAGAUUCCCAGAGAGAUGGGAGAUUGCCCUGUUCCUGAGAGUGCAGUAUGGUGUAGUAGUGAGAGCAGGGGGAAUUGGGCCUCAGGAGUCCUGGGUUUAGUUCCUAGCUCCAAGCGGGAGUGUGAUCUAGUAGUUAGAGCAGGGUGGGGGUGACUGCUGAGCUCAAUAACCAGCUCUGCUAGUGUCACUUCAUCCCAAUCACUUCCUCUCCUUUCUCUGCGUGUGCCUCUUCCAUCUGUGCAAUGGGGAUAAGUCACACACCAUCCCAGGGAGUCGUCACUAAUUACUGUGUGUUCAGAGGCUCAGGAGGACAGAGGUGCCAAGGGAGGGGAAGUGUCAUUGUUACUGUGUUUCAUUAUUAUCUGAUCCUCUCCCAUCCCACCCCAGCUGUCUCAUUAGUGGAAGGGAUUUACUGAGCUGAAGGGGAGGGUUUCAUCUGUUUCUAGGGAGGGGCUCAGCUCACGUUGUCACAUACUGGGCUUAUUCCUGAACUAACUGCCCUGGGAGGGCUUUUCUUUUUGUUUCUGGAUGGGGCAGGGGAGAGGUGGGGUCCUGUUUUUUUGGUUUUCUGCAAUAGCAGAGACUGGAUCGAAUGACACAGAAGCCCCCUUCCAGUUCUAUGUUCCUGCUUCUGGAAACGCAAGUUUCAGAGGAAUGUUUAUGUCUUGCUAAAGUUUUUACCUAAUUGGAUUUUGAUUUUCCCAGAUAAAUUCCUAAUAAA
This is a messenger RNA of Chrysemys picta bellii (western painted turtle), 5185 nucleotides long. The record is from RefSeq and is a predicted model, not a curated record. Lineage: Eukaryota; Metazoa; Chordata; Testudines; Emydidae.